Larimichthys crocea (large yellow croaker) is the source of this 2544-nucleotide messenger RNA. RefSeq names its product extracellular calcium-sensing receptor. Gene Ontology annotation, cellular component: plasma membrane. Lineage: Eukaryota; Metazoa; Chordata; Actinopteri; Sciaenidae. The transcript is spliced from 9 exons. The record is from RefSeq and is a predicted model, not a curated record. Gene Ontology annotation, molecular function: G protein-coupled receptor activity. Gene Ontology annotation, biological process: G protein-coupled receptor signaling pathway. The coding region runs from base 34 to 2544 and encodes 836 amino acids.
UGUAAAUUAAGGAGACAGUUUUAUCUGAAUGAAAUGCACAUGCCUGGUGAUGUGAUUCUGGGUGGGCUGUUUGAAGUCCACUACACCUCUGUCUUCCCUGAAUUGACAUUCACAUCAGAGCCACAUCAGCUCAUCUGCCAAGGCUUCGACCCUCCAGCAUUUAGGCAUGCAAUGACCAUGGCCUUUGCAAUCUAUGAGAUCAACAAAAACUCAAAUCUGCUACCAAAUGUGACUCUGGGAUACAGUCUUUAUGACAACUGUGCCACACUCGUAAUUGGAUUCAGUGCUGCGUUGUCACUGGCCAGUGGUCGAGAGGAGCAGUUUCUGCUUCAGGAGAACUGUUUUGGGACCCCUCCAGUCCUGGGGAUUGUUGGUGAUUCCUUCUCAACAUUUUCGAUUGCCACCUCUGAUGUGAUAGGUUUAUUCAAACUGCCCAUUGUGAGUUAUUUUGCCACAUGCUCCUGUCUGACUAAUCGCCAGAGGUUUCCAUCCUUCUUUAGAACAAUUCCAAGUGAUGCUUUCCAGGUGCGUGCCAUGAUUCAGAUUCUUAAACGCUUUGGCUGGACCUGGGCAGGUCUGCUGGUCAGUGAUGAUGACUAUGGACUCCAUGUUGCCCGAUCCUUGAAAUCGGACAUGACUCAGUCUGGUGGAAGCUGUUUAGCCUACACAGAGAUUUUACCCUGGGGUGACAACCCAGCUGAACUGAAGAGGAUUGUGGAAGUGAUGAAGAAAUCCACAGCUCGUGUGGUCAUUGUGUUUGCACAUCAGAUCCACAUGAUUCAACUCAUGGACGAGGUGGUGAAGCAGAAUGUGACAGGCCUGCAGUGGAUGGCCAGUGAAGCCUGGACAGCAGCUGCUGUUCUCCAGACUCCCCGUCUUAUGCCUUACCUGGGUGGCACACUAGGAAUAGCCAUCCGACGAGGUGAAAUACCAGGGCUCAGAGAUUUUCUGUUAAGAAUACGUCCUGACCCACAUUACAUCAAUAACAAUGGAAAUAGCAUGGUGAGGCAAUUUUGGGAAUACACAUUUCAGUGCAGAUUUGCACCACCUCCAGCAGGUUGGGUUGAAGCUGGGGGAGUGUUAUGCACUGGGCAGGAAGACCUGGAGAAUGUGGAAACUGAGUUUUUGGAUGUUUCAAACCUUAGGCCUGAAUACAACAUUUACAAGGCUGUGUAUGCUUUGGCAUAUGCCCUUGAUAACAUGCUGCACUGUGUGCCAGGGAGAGGCCCUUUCAGUGGGAACAGCUGUGCUACAUUGCAAAGACUGGAGCCAUGGCAGCUUAUGUAUUACUUGGAAAAGGUCAACUUCACCACACCAUUUGGUGAUGAAGUGUCAUUUGAUGAGAAUGGUGAUGCCUUACCAAUAUAUGAUAUUAUGAACUGGCUGUGGCUCCCUGAUGGAAGAACUAAAGUUCAGAAUGUUGGAGAGGUGAAGAGGUCGGCCCUCAAAGGUGAAGAACUGACAAUUGAUGAAGACAAAAUCUUCUGGAACUUUGACUCCAAGCAGCCACCCCGGUCAGUGUGCAGUGAGAGCUGUCCUCCAGGUACCCGCAUGGCCAGGAAAAAGGGCCAGCCUGCCUGCUGUUUCGAUUGUGUCCCUUGUUCUGAGGGAGAGUUCAGCAAUGAAACAGACUCCAUGGAGUGCACCAGUUGUCCAGAGGACUUCUGGUCCAGCCCCCAGCGUGACCACUGUGUUCCUAAAAAGACGGAGUUCCUCUCCUACCAUGAGCCUCUGGGUAUCUGCUUGACAGCUGCCUCAUUGCUGGGAACAUUUAUCUGCGCUGUUGUCCUGGGCAUCUUUACCUAUCAUCGCAGCACACCCAUGGUACGAGCCAACAAUUCAGAACUGAGUUUCCUGCUCUUGGUUUCACUUAAACUAUGUUUCCUGUGUUCACUUCUGUUUAUUGGCCGCCCCAGGCUGUGGACAUGCCAGUUGAGACAUGCAGCAUUUGGGAUCAGCUUUGUGCUUUCUGUUUCAUGUAUUCUGGUGAAAACCAUGGUGGUUCUGGCUGUGUUCAAGGCCUCCAAGCCAGGAGGUGGAGCCAACCUGAAAUGGUUCGGGGCUAUGCAGCAGAGAGGAACAGUUAUUGUUCUUACUUCUAUUCAGGCUGCAAUCUGCACAGCUUGGCUUGUCUCUUCCUCACCAGCUCCUCAUAAAAACACCCAAUAUCACAAUGACAAGAUAGUUUAUGAGUGUGUAGUUGGGUCCACAGUUGGUUUUGCAGUAUUACUUGGUUACAUUGGAUUACUGGCCAUCCUCAGCUUCCUGUUAGCAUUUCUGGCAAGAAAUCUUCCAGACAACUUUAAUGAGGCCAAACUAAUUACAUUUAGUAUGCUAAUCUUCUGUGCUGUGUGGGUGGCCUUUGUCCCAGCUUACGUGAACUCUCCAGGUAAAUAUGCAGACGCAGUAGAGGUUUUUGCCAUCCUGGCCUCCAGUUUUGGUCUCUUGGUGGCGCUGUUUGGACCCAAAUGUUACAUAAUCCUGCUCAGACCAGAGAGGAACACAAAGAAAGCAAUCAUGGGUCGAGGAGCCACCAAGUCAUAA